AUGGCUGGAGUGGAUGAAGUCAUCUGGAGUGUAACCAUUAUCCCUGAACAGCUGCUGGUCUGCCAUGACUGGUACUGCUGCACUGCCAUUGUGGUACUCUCUGUGCGUUGUGUCCACUGGAGCACUAAAAAUCUAGAUCUUGGUCGUCCUCCUAGGAAAGCCACCCAGGCAUCUUUGUGCAGAGAUCUGGUAGAAGCAGGCGGCAGCCCUGGAGGGUUGAGGCGGGCGCAGGAGGCGGCGGUGCUGCUGCAGCGGGGCAGGGCCGAGGGCUGGCGGGUUAGCGGGGGAGUGAGGCUGAGGCGGCCGGGCACGCGUGGCACCUGCCCACCGCAGCUUUUGGUGCCAGACGACAACGCCGGGAGCCGCGGCCGCAGCUGCUCGGCUCUCACGGGGCCGCUGCUCCGCCCAGGGGCGGGCUCCGCGCUCUCCCGCCUCCGACGGGCCGCCGUCCCUGCCGCGGUUCCCGCCGCCGCCGCCAUGGAGGAGCAGAAAGAGAACCGCCCGCAGGCCGCCCGGGACGAGGCGGCGGCUGCUGCCGCAGCCCGCCCGCCGGGUAGACAGCAUUGUAAGAUCAAUGAUCAAGAAACUAAUGGGAAAACCUCAGCUGCCACUUCAAACGACUUCAGCGAUCCGAUUUACAAAGAAAUUGCUAUAACCAAUGGUUAUAUCAACAGAAUGACCAGAGAAGAGCUCAGAAGUAAACUCGCAGAGUUCAAGCUUGAAACCAGGUGAUUUGUAAACAUGUUGAUUUAUCUUGGAGAGCAGUGGAGUCAUGAGGGAUGAUUAUUUUAAAGCUUAAAAACUCAGCACAGAGUGAAAAGCAGAGUCAGCGCCAGACGCCAAUUGUUUUAUGUGCGAUCUUGUUGCAGCUUUUUUGUUGUAGGAUUAAUGCAUACUGCUUAAUGUGUGCUGUCUCAACGGGCAACCCAAAGAAAUGCAAGAAUACAUAACUGAAAAGUACUUCUCAUCACUUUUUGGUCAAGGGGGAAAGAAGAACUGCUGUGGUUCUCAGGUGGUCCUGCAGAGUUCAUCAUACAGCAACUUGCUUCAGAACAUCCAUAUCUUUAUUUAGUGUACCAGUACAGAUCUGAUACUUGCUACAAACCCUGGUGAUGGGACUCAGGAUUUAAUCACUUCAGAGAAGUACCUUUAGAUGGAGAGUUUGCUACUCUGAGUAUGUGUGCUAGAAAAAUGUGAAAAAAUGAAUGUAUUAUAAGCUGGAUUUGUGUUCACUGGGGCAGAGGCAAGGGAGUAUAGUGUAGUUCCUGCUGUACUGGAAAUUACCUGCAAGAUUAAUAAUUCUGUGGCCAGGCAGAUAUUGCGAUAUUGUGAAGAAGGUCAGCUGUGAAAAAUAGUGUGUUGUUUCUGUAGGCAGCAGGAAUGAGGAAGUAGUGCUGGGGAUUUGGUUGGUUAAAUUAAUUUAGUGCCUCAUGAGGAGACAAUCUUAUCGUUACUUGGGAAAAUUUUUGGUAAAACACAUUCGAUUUCUAUAGCUAUUUAACAGUUGCUCUGAUUUUAAAAUUGAAAGCAGACCUCAAACAGUAUAUGAUGUGUUUGUGGCCUUCUCUUAGGUUAUAAGUUUUCUAUAUGAGUUUUUUAAUUUAGUUGUAAAUGCCGAAGGCUUAAAAUUUCUCUUUUACCCAAGCUAGGUUUCUUUUAUCAAUAUAUUCAAGUAAGUCUAGUCAGAAUAUGUCUUAUCUGUAAAACAAAUAGUGCAUCAGUUCUAAUGUAGAGUAUUGGGCAGAUUACCACACAUCAUCCUUUCCUUCAAGGUUAUUGUGAUAGUCAAUAAUUUCCUAUUUUCAACUUUUUUUAAUAAGUUUGGUAAAGAAAGAGGUAAUUUCCCCUUCCAUCAGCUCCCAUACUGUCUCAACUUUCAAUGAGCUGGUCAUUGACUUAAACUAGACCAAUAAACCAGA
Camarhynchus parvulus is the source of this 1919-nucleotide messenger RNA. RefSeq lists its product as uncharacterized. The coding region runs from base 1 to 732 and encodes 243 amino acids. NCBI's taxonomy places the organism in Eukaryota, Metazoa, Chordata, Aves, Passeriformes, Thraupidae. The record is from RefSeq and is a predicted model, not a curated record. The transcript has 4 exons.